AUGGACUACGACUCCAUUCCGACGCCGGCAUCGUGCUAUGCUGAUUUCUGUCUGAUUCCAGUCGGCACGGGAAGCGUCUCCGUGGCAGAAGAAGUCGCCCAAGUCCAGCGCGUGCUCAAGGCGAGCGGGCUCAAGUACACGAUGCACUCUGCCGGAACGACAGUCGAGGGCAGCUGGAUCGAUGUCAUGACGGUAAUCGGCAAAGCCCAUGCCGCGGUUCACGAGAGGGGCGUUGUCAGGGUUCAGUCGUCCAUGAGGGUUGGCACGAGGACGGACAAGAAGCAGACUGCAGAGGACAAGGUUAAAAGGGUGGAGGAUCUGCUGAGCAAAGAGGCAAAAUGA
This is a messenger RNA of Trichoderma reesei QM6a, 342 nucleotides long. RefSeq lists its product as uncharacterized. The transcript has 4 exons. The record is from RefSeq and is a predicted model, not a curated record. Lineage: Eukaryota; Fungi; Ascomycota; Sordariomycetes; Hypocreales; Hypocreaceae. Gene Ontology annotation, cellular component: cytosol. Bases 1 to 342 code for a protein of 113 amino acids.